Molecule: messenger RNA, 1017 nt
Organism: Phyllopteryx taeniolatus (common seadragon)
Lineage: Eukaryota; Metazoa; Chordata; Actinopteri; Syngnathiformes; Syngnathidae
Gene: slc66a3
Product: solute carrier family 66 member 3
Exons: 8
Coding region: 110-745 (211 amino acids)
Source: RefSeq, a predicted model, not a curated record
AACGGAAAUAAUGCUCCCUUCGAGACGAGUGAGAGCGCAUCAAUUCAGCAGCUGUGUCUUGUUAAUGGCUAUCUAGGUCAGAUUUGGGAAUUGUAACCAUUGAUGAAACAUGAUGCAAUCGGACACUUUGUUGCACGUCGCCAAUGUUUCCACAUUGUUGGUGUGCAUGGUGCUGAAGUUCCCGCAAAUCUUCGUACUGUUGCGGGCAAAAUCCACGACAGGACUCAGCAUUAAAAGUCUUGUGCUGGAACUUAUCGGGCCUCUGCUGUGGUACAUUGUGUUCGUUACAUACCAGAUGUAUUAUGACUACCCGCCGCCAACUUACCUGGAAUAUCCAAUUCUCAUUGCUCAAGAUGUCGUUCUUCUGCUCUUGAUUCUUCUCUACGGCGGCAGACUUCAGGACAGCCUUCUGUACAGUGUUGUCUUUGUCGUGGGUUGGCGGCUCCUCACAGUGGAAAAAUGGAUCAUCGAUUUUGCAAUGAACCUGUGCACGUUCAUUAGUGCAGCCAGUAAGUUUGCCCAACUGCAAUGCCUGUGGAGGUCAAAGGAUGCUGGACAGGUGAGCGCCCUCACCUGGGCGCUGGCCACCUACACGUGUAUGACACGGAUUUACACCACCGUAGUGACAACUGGAGACAUGCAAGUUCUGGUGCGGUUCAUUGCCAUGACCUUGCUGAACCUGUGGGUGCUUCUCAGCGUGCUCUAUUACCGAAGACAUGGGUGCAGCCCCAUCAAAGAAGACUGAGCACUUUAGAGAGCAAUGUUCCAACACUGUUUCUUGCAAGAUUAAACCUGGUGGUUACAACUGUUGAGUAAAUAGCUUUUCUACCUGUAAAAUGUGCUUUUAACUCCCGUUAUUAUUUUUACAAUAACAUUCCAAUGUCCAGAAAAAAGAACACACACCCAUAUUUUAUUACACUGUAAAUAGUGUUGUGUAGUGGGACAGGACAAAAUGACCAUUCUUAUAUGUUAAGUCCUUUUCAGAACAAUAUUUAAAUAAACUGUACUUUUAUUGCC